Molecule: messenger RNA, 762 nt
Organism: Mollisia scopiformis
Lineage: Eukaryota; Fungi; Ascomycota; Leotiomycetes; Helotiales; Mollisiaceae
Exons: 3
Coding region: 1-762 (253 amino acids)
Source: RefSeq, a predicted model, not a curated record
AUGUCUAUCCUGUUCCUUUUCUGGGUCGCUGUGACCGUUGCAUCUAUUGUCAAUGCAGCCGAGUUCACCAUGACAGCCUCGCAAUAUGUCGGUGUGAAGACUGGAACGCCUUUCGAUAUUACCUGGGCCGAUGCGACCGGUCCUGUAACACUGCUCUUAAAGAACGGGGCAGCAAACAACCUUCAGACUGUUGAGACAAUCGCAUUUAGACACCAGAAGCAACAUUGGCAUCUGGCACGUAUGCUUUCGAGAUCGACGACAGUGGAGGACCGAACUAUAGCAUACAGUUUACACUGGCGGGAUCAGCGGCAGCAAGCUCAAGCUCAGUCUCUAGCCAAUCAUCAGUCUCUCAAUCUCAGUCAACGCCAAACAGCAGCCCCCACCCCUUCCGGGCACAGCGGCCUCUCAACAGGAUCCAAAGCAGCGAUCGGCGUUGGAGUAACCUUCGGCGUACUUCUGUUCGCAGCCUUCGGAGCUUUUGCAUUCUGGUACGGCAAACGAGCCGCGAGUCGGAAGAACAACGAUAGCGGGGCGAUCACCAACGAUAAAGCGGAGCUCGGAUCGGGUGUACCGAGACGGAGGGAGUUAGAGGAUACAAGUAUACCGCUGAACGACGAAGAGAAAUCUGAGUUGGAUCGAAGACGGAGAGCCGCGGAGCUGGAAGCGGGGUCUUCUCCUAUAAGCCCGGUAGAGACGGUAACGGAGAGAGCAGAGCUAGAAGCUCUUCGAGAGAGGGGUAAUGCACCUAUUGAGAUGGAUUGA